Drepanopeziza brunnea f. sp. 'multigermtubi' MB_m1 is the source of this 1389-nucleotide messenger RNA. The record is from RefSeq and is a predicted model, not a curated record. Lineage: Eukaryota; Fungi; Ascomycota; Leotiomycetes; Helotiales; Drepanopezizaceae.
AUGAAUCUCAAUCCUCUCCGACGAAUGGAAACCCUCCUCGAUGAGCUUACAGUCAUUGCAGAUGCCUUCCCCGCCCUCAAUGAACUCAAGACAAAAGUUCAGUGCGAUAAGGAAGCCAUGUCGCAGCUGUGUGCGAGAAUGGGAAGGGCAGAGUUGAGCAAGGAUUCAGAUGAAGAGAUCGACCACGUAUCCGAGGAGCAGAGGAAGCUCGACGCCAGAGCAUACGAAGACCUGGACACCACAGUUUCUUCGCUAGAGGCCCGUGCUACCCAGAUCACUUUCGAGAUGCUACUAGCUCACGCGAGAAUUCUGGCCGAGAACGACCAAUUGCGCUCGGAGCUACGUACUGAGAAGAUCAAAGUCGAAGAAAAAGGAGAGCAAGUUGAUAUUUCGAUUCCAAUGCACAAGGCACUCGGAAACGAUUUAGCGGCGGCGCGAGAUUUACAAUCACUAGAACCUAUGGGAUCUUCUAGCCAUGGAGCCGUGAUACACCCAGGCCGUUUCCAACUCAUCUUGGAUGAGACGACCUCGAAGCUGGCGAAGGCGGAGCGCGAUAACGAGUCCUUGAAGACAAAUUUGACGGCUAAGUAUAAGGCUUUGAUUGAUAUCCAAUUUGAGUUAGGAAGAUUGCAAACUAAGUACGAGAUCGAUAUGGCCAACCACAUGAAGGGAGCACAAAGUGUGGCAGAUACCAGAGUCGUCGACAUGCAGAGAGAACUCCAUAACACGACCAAUGACUACGUUCGUUUCAAGAAAAGCAAUAUACUCCUUAAGCAAGAUAUCAAGGGCCUCGAGCAGAAAGUUAAGAACAAGGAUAUCAAGCUCGCCCGAUACAUCAGCGCCAUCAAUGCUCAGCAGGAAGCUCAGGCAGAGCUCAGCCGCCGACAGCUUUCUCAUGAAGCUGCUCAGGUCGAAAUGUCUGCUUUGAAGAGCCGCAUUGUAGAGCUCGAGAACCAAGUACUCACUCAGAAAAAAUACGCUCAUCAGUAUAGAAGUACAAUGAAGUAUUGGAGAAGACGCGCCGAUGGAUGGGAGCAGGAGUUAACGCAAAAGAAGAAACAACUCCGCACUGUUUUCUCCGAAAAGAAGUCUCUGGACCAAAAGUACGAGAAUGUGCGAACUCGUCUUCAAGGCUUUCUCUCUUCAUUGGAUGCCUCGGAGAAGGAGAGUGAGGAAAGGAUCGAUAAGGAGGAUGGUAAUGCUCUUACGAGAAACAAUACACCCAAUGACAAUAUGGCGAUUGGCAACGGCUCCGAUCUUCGUCGCAUCUGUGCCGCUCCCGCUCAUCGAAUAUCAACUCCUCAGCCAAAUGUACCCAGACCAGGUUAUACUCUAGUCAGACAGCAUGAGAGGGUGCUCCCCGGUCGCUCUUCAAUUAGGUCGACAUAG